AAAUAACAGAAUAAACAGAAGAACAACGACUUUGAAAUUAUCUGGAUGUCUGUCGUAUUGGCAAAAAAAUUCAUGAGAUUUUCACGAUGUUAUUCCAUUGAAUAGAGUUGAUUAAUAGGAAGUAUUAAGCUCGGAUAUAGCUUUAGAAUAAAACGAAUGAAGAAUAAAAUGUGACAAAAAUGCCUGCCACGGAGCUGCGAUCCAUAGAGUCUCUGCAACCUGCCUACCCAACCUUCAUAAACGGAACGACCAGAAAUGUGGACAUAGUGUGGCUCAACUUCUCUGGGCAGCCGAUAGUGUACAAGACCCUGCAGCCACGUCGACCCUUCCGGGUCAACACCUUCGUGACCCACCCGUGGUUGUUCGUUGAUGCUGACUCAAGGGACAGACUGCUAGGCCGGGGCCAGCUAAUUUACAUGCCUGAAGCUCCAAAUUCGGAACCCAUCAAACGACACACCGUGCUGAUCACCAUUCCAGUGUAUCCUCUGCUCGUCCGAUCCCUCCAGGUCCUUCGAGACUGCCUGAAACCAGAAAUCAUUAACAUGUGCAUGCAGUCGGAAAAACUUCCGGAGGCAAUUCAAGGACUUCGUUUGCCAAAAACUUUGCAAGUGAAGUUGGUUAAGUUCAUCAGGUCAAGUCAGGAAUUCAGAAUAACAAACGCUGAACAGUGAUGUGCUUGUUUUUACACACAAAUGUACACUUUAAUUUUACUUUCGAGGUCUUGCCCCACCCCUACUUGGGCCACCUCCGCCUCUAGGGCCUCCGCGCUGAUUGAAUCCUGUUAAAAAAUUGCAAUUAGUGAGACUUGGCAAAUUUUGCUUUGAAUGUGAUUUCUCUUGCCUCCGCGUUGGAACACGCCGCCUCGGCCACCGCGUUGGCCACCUCGAGGACCCUUGUUGUCGCCACGGCCACGACCCUUGGCCAUCACCUCCUCUUUAACGUUUUCGAUGACGUCGUCGGGGAUUCGCAAAUACUUGAUUGUGCUGCCUCUUAUGUAGCAUUCAGGCAUCCUCCAGAAUUUGUCACCAUCCUAGAAGAUGAACGUUUUUAUUGAUUCAAUCAAACUAAAUUAUUUGUGGAUGUGGAAAUAAAUGCGUAACAGGCGCCACAAAAUUAAAUCAAUUUUGUUGAAAUGUUAAAAAAAGCUUAUUGUGCUUAUCAUUUCUUAAAAUACAAAAGCUAGAAGU
Neocloeon triangulifer is the source of this 1187-nucleotide messenger RNA. RefSeq names its product von Hippel-Lindau disease tumor suppressor (gene Vhl). The record is from RefSeq and is a predicted model, not a curated record. Lineage: Eukaryota; Metazoa; Arthropoda; Insecta; Ephemeroptera; Baetidae. Bases 180 to 671 code for a protein of 163 amino acids. The transcript is spliced from 2 exons.